GGUUACCUUCCUUACCUGCUUAGUAGCUUGCUGCUGGUCCUCCGAUCCUCUACCAGCAGCAGCAGCAUCGCCGACAGCUCCCUCCCAACCUUUCCUAUCCUACAUACUCCUCCAUCUUUCAGUCUCCAUCAGCAUCCUGCUCCUUCAUAUUCUCCGAGCUGAUCGAUCGGCGGCAGAUUGCGUCGCUAGGGCCGGCGCCGAUGGAGUACAUGGUCGCCCGGGUGUCGCAGCACGCUGCUGCUUACAACGCUCAACCUCAAGAGUCUGUCGCCGUCGCCGUCGCCGACCACCGCCCUCCGCCUGUGUCGCAGCGGACUCGGGGCAGCGCCAUGACGCAGCACCGCCGGCGGCAGGCUCUGGAGCAGGAGGUCGCCGACCUGCAGAAGCAGCUCUCCGACGAGCAGACGGUGCACCAGAUCCUGGAGCGUGCUCUGCAGCCCAGCUCGGCGCGGUCCGCCGUCCUGAGCAUCCCGGCCUUCAUCCCCGCCAAGGCCAAGGAGCUGCUCGCCGAGCUGCUGCUGGUGGAGGAAGAGAUCGCCAGGCUCGAGGACCAGAUCAAGACCAUGAAGCAGGGAGGCAGAGGCGGCAUGACCAUGCCACCACCGGAACCGGACGCGCCGCCGCCGACAACCAACAGCAAAUCCCCUCGUCCCUCCGCCGCCGGCAACAACAACCACCUCAACAAGUCCAUGUUCUUCAUCAGCCAGGCCAUGGCGGCCAUGGACAAGCAUGUGGCCACCCCAAUGGGCAGCAGCCCCAAGCAGAACAGCAUCAACUUCGCCCUGCCGCCGCCGCCAACCAGAAGCAGGCAUUCGCUUGACAAGCAGCAGCAGCCAGCAAAGACGACGAUCCUCCACGAGCUGCCCAUAAGCAGCAAGCAGAGCGUCAAUCCCAACAAGCUGUCCGAGAGGAUCGUCAAGUGCCUCAUCUGCAUCUUCAUCAGGCUGCUCAGGUCAUCACGGGUAGCCGACAUGGACAAGUCCGGCAACCUCGCCACCAGCUUCAGCUUCAGGAUCGACACCGGCCUCAACGUCGCCGCCGCCGCCGCCGCCAAGGACAAGGACAAGGACAGGGGGCAGCAGGACCACUACGGCAUCUUUGCCAUCCAGGACGCCAUUGUCAGGGACAUUGGCCCUUACAAGAAUCUCGUCAGGUUCACCUCCAGCUCCUCCUUGGACCUCAGAGGAUUCUCCAGCUCCCCCCUGCUCACCAAGCUCAGGGGGAUGCUAGAGGCGCUGCAGCAGGUGGAUCUACGGUUCCUCAACCACCAGCAGAAGCUGGCAUUCUGGCUCAACGCCUACAACACCUGCAUCAUGCAUGGCAUCCUGCAGCAUGGCUUGCCCUCAAACUCGGAAAAGUUGCUUGCACUCAAGAACAAGGCCACGAUCAACGUGUCAGGCCAGAAGUUCAACGCCCUGGUGAUCGAGAAUUUCAUCUUGAGGCAGCCGUCAAGUGUGAAAGAAGAAUUCUGGAAAUGCGAUGUGGACGUGGAAGAGCAGCAGGUGAGGGAGCUCUAUGGACUCAAGAGCUCAGAGCCUAACAUUCUGUUUGCACUGUGCUGCGGCAUCAGAUCAUCUCCAGCACUCCGGAUCUACAAAGCCGAUCGCGUCGCCAUGGAUCUCGAGAAGGCGAAGCUGGAGUACCUGCAGGCAUCGCUGGUGGUGACGUCGACGAGGCGGCUGCUGAUCCCGAGCCUGAUACACUCUAGCAUGCAUGACUUUGCAAAGGACAUGGAGUCGCUGCUCCGGUGGAUCUGCGAGCAGCUGCCGACGUCGUGGUCGCUGAGGAAAUCCAUGGUGGAGUGCCUGAGCCUGAGGGGGCACACCCACCAUCUCAUCAACAUGGAGGAGGUGGUGGAUGUCAUUCCAUUCGACUACGAAUUUCAGUACCUGCUGCCCAUGUGAUGCGACAACAAGUAUACACACAUUUCAAUUUUAAUUUUUCUUGUUGUUGUUCUUGUGUGUGUUUUCCUUUAAUUCUCGCCUUAUUUGUUGCGCCGCGGAAGCGCGAUAGAUGUGUACUGACUAGUGGAGUAUAAGUUAAGUGAUGGAUGAUUGGUAAGGAAUGAAUGAAUGAAUGAUUAAAAGGUUAAAAGGAUGAUGAUUAUUUGUGUA
Setaria italica (foxtail millet) is the source of this 2114-nucleotide messenger RNA. RefSeq lists its product as uncharacterized. Lineage: Eukaryota; Viridiplantae; Streptophyta; Magnoliopsida; Poales; Poaceae. The record is from RefSeq and is a predicted model, not a curated record. The coding region runs from base 201 to 1904 and encodes 567 amino acids. The transcript has 5 exons.